Messenger RNA from Penicillium mononematosum, 1191 nucleotides. Its product is annotated as SNG1 family protein. Gene Ontology annotation, cellular component: membrane. The record is from RefSeq and is a predicted model, not a curated record. NCBI's taxonomy places the organism in Eukaryota, Fungi, Ascomycota, Eurotiomycetes, Eurotiales, Aspergillaceae. The coding region runs from base 1 to 1191 and encodes 396 amino acids. The transcript has a single exon.
AUGUGCUUUAUGUUGACUAUGAUGGCGGUAUUAUCGGAAAGUCAGUGUCAGACGCCUACCAACAAUUACGAGGAGCUGGAUUCCCAACCUUGCUGUCGGAACCUUCCGACAAAUAUCCCCAACCAGAGGAUAUUCGAGAAGCCGUAUGCCGCGGUGACUACUGGGGGGGCCAUUUAUACCACCGAGGAUGGAUCCGUUGGAUUGGCGUCGGCGCUGGCAAAUGCGUCCAGCCCGCCAAACUCGCUCACGUAUAUCUGGAACGGGGUGAGAUACCCGGUUUUCUCGCAGUCCGCGGUGUACUCCAACAUGUUGAAACUGAUCGAAACCACACGGUCAACAUACUACGCCAACAAUGGGACUUCGGUGGCCGCGUCCGCCGACCUCUCUAAUCCAGCCACCCUCCAAGCGUUCCUAAACCCCAUCCACGCCGAAGAAAUCAACAUCAAGCACACGGAACAAGGUACAAGGGUCUUUUACAACACAGUAUCCAUGGUGAUGCCUCUCAUCCAACAGUUCUUUUUCAUGUUGGCCCUGAACGGAAUAUCAACCAAUUUCGACGCAUUCACCAAAUUGUCCUGGAAAACCAACGGCCUGAUUCGCGUCAUAGCCUCCAUCCUCUACACCUUCACUGGCUCACUGUUGAUGACGGGCUAUAUCUGGGCGUUCAGAGAAUCUUGGGGACAACAAGGAAGUCAGUUUGUGCUGACUUGGAUCACUAUGUGGCUUCUGAUGCACAUCAAUUUCCUGUUUUUCGACAUCACGACUGCUUUCGUCCCGAUUCAGUUCAUGUCGUUUAUUGUCUUGACAUGGGUCAUAAUCAAUGUUGCCAGCACCAUCGCCCCAUUUGAGCUGAGUCCUGGGUUCUUCCGUUGGGGUUACGCCCUUCCCUCCCAUGAGGCAUACGAGGUCCUGAUCCAGAUCUGGUCGGGUGGCUGCAAUAAUCGGCUGUACCGUGCACUCCCUAUAAUGUUCUCAUGGUGGAUUGUUGGUGUCCUCGUUGCAGUGUAUGCGAUGCAAUAUCGUUGCAAAACUGCUGUUGCUGCACAGGAAGCCUUGGAUCGCGCAGGCUUGGAAACCCAGUCUGAAAAAUAUGCGACAACGAAUGAGGCGGCGAUGCCAGUUGGUAGCUCGCGUCGCGAAUUUGAUCAAAAUGGGGACUCAGCCGAGGCAAUUCCUCGUCAUAUUGCCUGA